Messenger RNA from Drosophila persimilis, 2316 nucleotides. It is a transcript of the gene CPT2, whose product is annotated as carnitine O-palmitoyltransferase 2, mitochondrial. The transcript is spliced from 3 exons. Gene Ontology annotation, molecular function: carnitine O-palmitoyltransferase activity. Gene Ontology annotation, cellular component: mitochondrion. The record is from RefSeq and is a predicted model, not a curated record. Lineage: Eukaryota; Metazoa; Arthropoda; Insecta; Diptera; Drosophilidae. The coding region runs from base 61 to 2091 and encodes 676 amino acids. Gene Ontology annotation, biological process: fatty acid beta-oxidation.
UCGCUGGCUUGUGGCUGCUCCGCUUUGGACUUUGAACAAGUGGCACAAAAGGGAAGAAAGAUGUUCAGGGCAAAGGUCAACAGGAGCCUCUCCUUCCUCUCGACGAACUCGUCGCGCACGACGACGACGCACGGCCAGCACUACCAGUACCUGCAGUGCUCGAAGCUGCCGACCCUCUACUUCCAGCGCUCGCUGCCCCGCCUGCCGAUCCCGCGGCUGGAUCAGACCUGCCAGCGCUUCCUGGCGGCCGUCGAGCCGCUGCUGACGCCCGAGGAGCAGGGGGGCACGCGGCGGGCGGUCGAGGAGUUCCGGCAGGGCGCCGGCAUGGAGCUGCACGCCCGGCUGCAGGCCAGCGACGCCGCCAACAAGCACACCAGCUACAUAUCGCAGCCGUGGUUCGACAUGUACCUGGCCGACCGCGUGCCCCUGCCGCUCAACUACAAUCCGCUGCUGGUGAUGAAGAGCGACCCGCGGCCGGAGUACCAGCAGCAGGUGGUGCGGGCCACCAACCUGAUCAUCAGCUCGCUGCGCUUCUGGCGGUCGCUGCAGGCCGACCUGCUCGAGCCGGAGGUCUACCACAUGGACGCCAAGAAGAGCGACACGGCCGGCUACCGGCGCUGGAUGAAGGUGGCCCCCAAGGCCCUCGCCACCUACGCCUCGUACGCCUUCAAGGCCUUCCCCCUGGACAUGAGCCAGUACAGCCGGCUGUUCGGCACCGCGCGGAUCCCCCGCCUGGGCCGGGACGAGCUCGUCCAGGCGCCGGACUCCAAGCACGUCCUGGUGAUGCGGCGCGGCCACAUGUACGCGGUGAACGUGCUCGACUCCAGCGGCUACAUCGAGAGCCCCAGCGUGAUUCUGGGCCGGCUGAGGGCCGUGCUGCGGCUGGACUCGGAGCGGGAGGCAGCCGCCGUCCCGCUGGGCGUCCUCACCGCCUCGCAGCGCGACGAGUGGGCCCAGAACAGGGCCAGGUUUGUGAGCAACCCGCGGAACGCCGAUCUGCUGCAGAGCGAGGUGGACGCCGCCCUCUUCUGCGUGUGCCUGGACUCCGAGGAGGACGGCGUGUACGACGACAGCCACCAGGAGCCGCUGCUGAAGCAUCUACUGGCGGGAAAGGCGCAGAAUCGGUGGUUCGACAAGUCCAUUUCGCUGCUGAUCAGCGCGGACGGCACCACGGCCAUCAACUUCGAGCACUCCUGGGGCGACGGCGUGGCCGUUCUGCGCUACUUCAACGAGCUCUGCAGGGACACCCUGCGGCAGCCGUUCGUCUCCACGGAGAGCGUGCACACGCCCGCGGAGGGGGACCUGGGCAACGUGCGGCCCCUCGACUUUGAGAUCGACGAGGCGACCAGGUCGGCCGUGGCGGAGGCCUACGCCAAGAACGCCGCCAUUGUGGACGGCCUGGACAUGCACCUGCUGCGGUACCCGCACCUGAACAAGCCCGCCUGCAAGCAGUACGGCCUGAGCCCCGACUCCAUCAUCCAGCUGUCCUUCCAGCUGGCCCACCGCCAGGCCUUCGCCGGCUACGUCGGCAGCUACGAGUCCUGCAGCACUUCGGCCUUCCGCCACGGGCGUACCGAGACGAUGCGGCCCUGCACCACGGCCACGCGGAGCUUCUGCGAGGCCCUGCUCCAGCCGGCGCGGAGCAGGCCGCCCGCCGGCGAGCUGCGGGCCAUGAUCGACCAGUGCAGCCGGGUCCACGGGCAGCUCACCAAGGAGGCGGCCAUGGGCCAGGGCUUCGACCGGCACCUCUUCGCCCUGCGGAACACCGCCCAGCGGGAGGGCCUGCCCGUGCCCGCCCUCUACGAGACGGAGGCCUAUCGGCGCCUCAACAACAACAUCAUCAGCACCUCCACCCUCGGCUCGGAUGCCCUGCUGGCGGGCUCCUUUGGCCCGGUCGUGCGGAAUGGCUUUGGCAUUGGCUAUUCCAUACAGAAUGAUUUCGCCGGAGCUAUUGUCACCACGUACAGGAACCAGGCCGACGGCAAGGUGUUUAUUGACAGCCUGGAAUCGGCAUUCGACAAAAUAUGUGCCGUCAUCAAGGAGAGCGACAGCGGCAGCGGCAGCUCCAGCGGCAGCAAGGAGGGCAAAUAAAAGGCUUCUCCGUCCGGACAUAUGGCCGUAAACAGAAUGAGAUUUAUGCUGAUGCCUCUGCAAUGUAUUGCAUCGCUGGCAUGCCUUGUGUGUCCCUAUUCCAAGCUCUGCAAUUUAUAGAUUAUAGACUGAAAAUAUGUACGUUGUAUGUUCGGCCCAGCCCCACGGAAGGCCCUUUGUGGCCGGAAGGGGGGGAAUAAAUGACGCCGCAACUAGCAAAUCGAA